UGACGUCCUGCAUGGCACACCUGUCAGGUGUAAGAUGAAGCUGCUGUUUUGUUUCACUCAAAAUGACAAACAGGCAGGGGAGAGGAUAAAGGGAGACACCUGGGACCCCACAGGUGUCAGGUGGUUUUACUCGUCAGUGCAGAGGAAGCGAUUGGUGACUGGAAGCAGGCUGCUUCUGUCACCUGUUCCAUUUAGGCCACGCCUCCUGUAGCAGCAAGCAGAGUUUAAAGCUGCCUCACUCUGGAUUUGAUUCUGUGAGCAGAGUAAGCCUUCAGAGAAGCAGAUCUGUCGGUGGGCCAGUUUCUCUGACUCACCGUGUCCUGUUAUAAAUGUGCUGAGCUGUGUGUGUGUGAGGAUUACUGCUGCAGGUAUUUAAACCCACAGCCAGCGUGUGUGUGAGCAGACGACAUGCAGCAGAUCUACAGACACAGCAACGAACACAUCGAGGUUUAUACCACCGUCUUCUCCCCCCAGGUCUGCAGGUCGAGGACAAGGACGAGAUAUGUGGGAGCAGAGAAGAUGGCGGUGGCGAGGAUCCAGUACCGGGGCCGCUGGCCGAAGGAGCUGAACCUGAACCAGGGGGACCUGGUCCAGGUUCAGUUUAAGGAGGAUGAGGCGUGGUGGUUCGGGCGGCUGAAGAACGGGGAUGAGGGUUACUUCCCUGCCGCCUGUGUGGAGCUGCUGCAGGGUGGAGCGUCUUCCAUAGCCACGCCCACACUGCUGAGGAGAGGCUCAGUACCAGCAGUUGUAUUGACUGCAGGCGCCCCCUGUGGCUGCACGAGCGGUCGCAGCACCCCAAAGCUGCUCAGGAAGAACAGCAUCCGCCGCCCGCUCGGCCUCGAUGGGCCCUCAGUGGCGGCGGCAGGAACGGGAGGCUCCUCCGCGGCUCCUCAGGGGUCUCCGAGCCUCCUCCACCGAGUCCUGGCCAAAUCCAGGAGGAAGAGCUGCCCGCAUCUCACCCACAUCCACCAUCCUACCCCCGAUACCGGUUCCGUGAACACCGCCUUCCAGCCAGACUAGACCCCGAGUUCACUCCUCCUGUUCCUCCUCCUCUGCACGUGACCCAGGAGUCCCAGGGGUCAGGUCCAGGUCGCUGGGAGGCCCUCUUUCAUCUGCUGGAGUCUGAAGCGAGUUUCAGAGGCCGAUGGAGUCACCUGUCCAUCGAAAACCUCCCAGUCAGCCCCGAUUGCCCGACGUCAGCCUCAGCUGGACCCCUCAGACGGG
Pundamilia nyererei is the source of this 1224-nucleotide messenger RNA. Its product is annotated as myosin IC heavy chain-like. The record is from RefSeq and is a predicted model, not a curated record. NCBI's taxonomy places the organism in Eukaryota, Metazoa, Chordata, Actinopteri, Cichliformes, Cichlidae. Gene Ontology annotation, molecular function: protein binding. The transcript has 5 exons. Bases 409 to 1020 code for a protein of 203 amino acids.